AUAUUAUCUAUAUAUUAUUCAUCAAAUUAUUCACAAAAAGAAUAAAUUCACAAGUAAUUUGUUGCCGAACAAUAAUCAUUAAAGAGCGGAAGAAGAAAUAAGUGGGAAAAUCAUUUUGUUCGAUCAUUUUCACUUUUCGCAAAGGCAACGUCCAAGAGUAAAUCGUUCCAUAUGGUUCAUAUUAUUGAAUUGGUCGGCCAGCCGAAGGUUGAGUUUGCUCAACAAGUUACUGUAAGUUGCCAUCAUCCAUUAAUACCACCAGCCAUCAAAUUAAUGAACCGUACUUUACAGCUGAAGCCAGCUGAAAAUGAAAGUCGCAGCGAGCAUUUAGAUCGCAAGCUGUUCGUUGGCAUGCUCAGCAAACAACAAACCGAAGAUGAUGUUAGACAAAUAUUUCAACCAUUUGGCACUAUAGAGGAGUGCACCAUAUUGCGUGGCCCGGACGGUGCUAGCAAAGGCUGUGCUUUCGUUAAAUUUGGUUCGCAACAGGAGGCUCAAUCAGCAAUAACCAAUUUACACGGAAGUCAAACUAUGCCGGGUGCAUCCUCCAGUCUGGUUGUCAAAUACGCCGAUACGGAGAAGGAGCGACAAAUAAGGCGCAUGCAACAAAUGGCCGGUCAUAUGAACCUAUUGAAUCCAUUUGUCUUUAAUCAAUUCAGUCCGUACGGCGCCUACGCUCAGCAACAACAACAAGCCGCUCUAAUGGCCGCCGCUGCCACAGCGCCCGGUUCGGCUGCUGCCUACAUGAAUCCAAUGGCUGCACUGGCAACGCAAAUACCUCAUGGCCUUAAUGGCACCGGCCAGCCACCAUCGCUGCCAUCCCCAACUAUGCCCAAUUUCAAUAUGGGCGCCAAUACACCCAACGGCCAGCCAGGUGGAGCAGCUGCUGCUGCCGCUGCGGCCGCUGCAGCAGCGGAUGGUGUAUUCACGAAUGGCAUUCCACAAACGGCAUUCCCAGGACAUCCGCUGCAUUUAACCAUACCACCACAAGGAUUGGCAAAUGGCGAUGCUGCUGCCCUGCAACAUGCCUUCCCUGGCUUGCCACCAUUCCCAGGAGUUGCCUUUCCCGCCGUCUAUGGACAGUUUCCACAAGCUUUACCACCCCCCCUAGCGGCGGUUGCACCCACUCAGCGUGAAGAUUUUCUGAUGUUCCCAGGAUGUUCGAUAUCCGGCCCAGAGGGCUGCAAUCUGUUCAUCUAUCAUUUGCCACAGGAAUUUGGUGACGCUGAAUUAAUGCAAAUGUUCCUGCCAUUUGGCAAUGUGAUCAGUUCAAAGGUCUUCAUCGAUCGUGCUACAAAUCAGAGCAAAUGUUUCGGUUUUGUUUCAUUUGAUAAUCCCGCCAGCGCUCAAGCGGCCAUUCAGGCCAUGAAUGGCUUCCAGAUUGGCAUGAAAAGACUGAAAGUUCAAUUGAAGCGGCCAAAGGAUGCCAGUCGACCCUAUUAACAAUCGGAGUUCCUUAAACGUAAUUCACAACAACAACAACAACAGCAACAGCAACAACAACAACAACAACAACAGC
Molecule: messenger RNA, 1519 nt
Organism: Drosophila willistoni
Lineage: Eukaryota; Metazoa; Arthropoda; Insecta; Diptera; Drosophilidae
Gene: bru3
Product: CUGBP Elav-like family member 4
Exons: 11
Coding region: 172-1443 (423 amino acids)
Biological process (GO): mRNA splice site recognition; regulation of alternative mRNA splicing, via spliceosome
Cellular component (GO): cytoplasm; nucleus; ribonucleoprotein complex
Molecular function (GO): mRNA binding
Source: RefSeq, a predicted model, not a curated record